AUGGCAGCUGCUUGUGUAACCUCUCAUCAUGGAGAGGAACACCGUCUCUCAGAGCUGAGGAUUGGGCUGCUGGGGGGGAGAUGGAGUGGGAAGAGUUCAGCAGGAAACACCAUCCUGGGCAGAGAGGAGUUUGAGUCUGGAAUAAGAACUGCACAGUGUGUGAAGAGACAGGGUGAAGUAGCUGGGAGACAGGUCACUGUGGUCGACACACCAGGCCGGUGGAAGACUUAUACUAUAAAGAACACUGCAGAGUUGGAUAAACAGGAGAUUGUGCGCUGUGUGUCUGUGUGUCCCCCUGGACCCUGUGCUCUCUUCCUGGUCAUUAAUGUGAGCUCAGCAUUCAAAGAUACAGAGAGGAGAUCAGUGGUGGAACACCUGGAGCUUCUCAGUGAGAGAGUCUGGAGACACACUAUAGUGCUGUUCACCUGGGGAGACUGGCUGGGAGACAAAACCAUUGAGCAGCACAUUGAGACUGAAGGGAGGGCCCUCCAAGAGCUCAUAGAGAAAUGUGGGAACAGGUAUCAUGUUCUCAACAAUGAGAACAGGGCUGAUGAGCCUCAGGUUGCAGUUGCAGAGCUGCAAGACCCGAUAGAGGAGAUGAUGGCAGGGCAUGGAGACUCUCACUAUGAAAUAUUGAGAAGGCUCUUACAGGAGAUGGAAGCAGGGAGGACGGCAAUGGAAGCACUACACAGGAUGAAUCCUCAGCAACCUGGAGAGGAUCCCGAACGACUUCUUCAUGGAGAGGAACACUAUCUCUCACAGCUAAGUAUUGUGCUGCUGGGGGGGACACUGAGUGGGAAGAGUUCAGCGGGAAACACCAUCCUGGGCAGAGAGGAGUUUGUGUCUGGAAUAAGAACUGCACAGUGUGUGAAGAGACAGGGUGAAGUAGCUGGGAGACAGGUCACUGUGGUCGACACACCAGGCUGGUGGACUGAUUCUGUGAAUGACACUGCAGAGCUGGAUAAACAGGAGAUUGUGCGCAGUGUGUCUCUGUGUCCCCUGGGACCCUGUGCUCUCUUCCUGGUCAUUGAUUUGAGAUCACCUUUUAUUGAUACACACAGGAGAUCAGUGGUGGAACACCUGGAGCUUCUCAGCAACAGAGUUUGGAGGCAUACUACAGUGCUGUUCACCUGGGGAGACUGGCUGAGAGACACAACCAUUGAGCAGCACAUUGAGACUGCUGGAAGGCCCCUCCAGGAGCUCAUAGAGAAAUGUGGGAACAGGUAUCAUGUUCUCAACAAUGACAACAGAGCUGAUUGGACUCAGGUCAUAGAGCUGCUGGAGAAGAUAGAGGAGAUGAUGGCAGGGAAUAGAGGCUCUCACUAUCAAAUAGAUAGAAUGCUCUUAAAGGAGGUGAAAGAGAAGAGGAGGGCAGUGGAAGAACGAGUGAAACAGAGGAUGAUAAAGGUUCAGAAACAGAGAAAGACUCUCCAGGCACUUUUGCAGGGAGAGGAACUCCGUCUCUCAGAGCUGAGGAUUGUGCUGCUGGGAGGGAGAUGGAGUGGGAAGAGUUCAGCAGGAAACACCAUUGUGGGCAGAGAGCAGUUUGUGUCUGGAAUAAGAACUGCACAGUGUGUGAAGAGACAGAGUGAAGUAGCUGGGAGACAGGUCACUGUGGUCGACACACCAGGCUGGUUGACAGAUUCUUUGAAUGACACUGCAGAGCUGGAUAAACAGGAGAUUGUGCGCAGUGUGUCUCUGUGUCCCCCGGGACCCUAUGCUCUCUUCCUGGUCAUUAAUGCGGGCUCAGCAUUCAGAGAGGAACACAGGAGAUCAGUGGUGGAACACCUGGAGCUUCUCAGUGAGAGAGUCUGGAGACACACUAUAGUGCUGUUUACCUGGGGAGACUGGCUGGGAGACAGAACCAUUGAGCAGCACAUUGAGACUGAAGGGAGGGCCCUCCAAGAGUUCAUAGAGAAAUGUGGGAACAAGUAUCAUGUUCUCAACAAUAAGAACAGGACUGAUGGGACUCAGGUCACUGAGCUGCUGGAGAAGAUAGAGGAGAUGAUGGCCAAGAACAGGCUUGAGGAGGAGUUGAGGGGAAGAGAGGAGCAGCUGAAGAGAGUGUCAAAUGAGCGGAGGGACUCCAGCCCCCUCUGA
Molecule: messenger RNA, 2100 nt
Organism: Conger conger (European conger)
Lineage: Eukaryota; Metazoa; Chordata; Actinopteri; Anguilliformes; Congridae
Product: GTPase IMAP family member 8-like
Exons: 5
Coding region: 1-2100 (699 amino acids)
Molecular function (GO): GTP binding
Source: RefSeq, a predicted model, not a curated record